CCGUCGCCUCCUCCGCCUGCGAGCGGUCCUGCGUAAGCGGGCAGGGGCGGGCUGGCGGUGUCGGUGCUGCCACGUCUUGGCGGCGGCUCGCGGAGCGGCGGCCUUGCGGGAGACUGUAGCGCCGGAGGUGGAGGAGGUGGGGCUGCCGCUGAAGCCGGAUGUGGAUCUAGUGCUGUGUACCCGGGUGGGUGAGAAUCCGACGGGCUUGGAGAGGACCGCCGACUGCAGGUUUCUACGGACCUUACUGCAAAGAUGAAACCUGAUGAAACACCUAUGUUUGACCCAAGUCUACUCAAAGAAGUGGAUUGGAGUCAGAAUACAGCUACAUUUUCUCCAGCCAUUUCCCCAACACAUCCUGGAGAAGGUUUGGUUUUGAGGCCUCUUUGUACUGCUGAUUUAAAUAGAGGUUUUUUUAAGCUACUAGGUCAGCUGACAGAGACUGGAGUUGUCAACCCGGAACAAUUUAUGAAAUCUUUUGAGCACAUGAAGAAAUCUGGGGAUUAUUAUGUUACAGUUGUGGAAGAUGUAACUUUAGGACAGAUAGUUGCUACAGCGACUCUGAUAAUAGAACAUAAAUUCAUCCAUUCCUGUGCUAAGAGAGGAAGAGUAGAAGACGUUGUUGUUAGUGAUGAAUGCAGAGGAAAGCAGCUUGGCAAAUUGUUAUUAUCAACCCUUACUUUGCUAAGCAAGAAGCUGAACUGUUAUAAGAUUACCCUUGAAUGUCUACCACAAAACGCUGGUUUCUAUAAAAAGUUUGGAUAUACAGUAUCUGAAGAAAACUACAUGUGUCAGAGGUUUCUAAAGUAAAACCUUUUAAGAAAGACAUCUGUCAAAGGAGCUGAUGCAACAAGGCUACUCUCUUCCUAGAGUUAAAAUAUUUUGUUGCUGCAACCCAGUGACCUCCAUAAAUACUGGAUAGAAAAAAACACUGUAAUACAAGUAUAAUGACAUUUAGAAGAUUACUUUGGGCUGGUGAGACAUGCUGAGUUUAGAUUACAGAUGAAAUUAUUAAGGGGAUGAUUUUUAACCAAAGGAGUAUAUUUUUAACUUGAAUCUUUUCUUGCAUUGUAUUUUUCUAAAGUUUGGCUUUAUUUCUUAGUAGUCAGUAUAGGUAGUACGAAGUUAUAUGUCUGCUAUCUGUACUGCUCAUUAAAAAAAAAAAAGCAUACCGUGAAUAAGGCUGUUUCUUAUCACAUUCAUAAAAUUAAUAUUUUUUUUCAAAGAAAUGUAUCUAAAUACCACUUAGGGGUGUAUCAUUUCACAUAUAUUACGUGAAAUUGGAUGUUAGAUAUAUUAUAACUAAAUGUAGUUCAGUCCAACAUUUGCUGAUCCUAAUACUAUACUGGCAAACAACCUGGUGAGCCUUUAAAAUAAGGAGAAAUGAAAAUUAACUUCUUAUAAAAUGUGACAAUUUAAAUGUACAUCUAAAAGUUGAUAUAAUUCUAAUGUAGCUGAAGUACCACCUGUCUUACAUGUGAAAUAUAAUAAUUAUUCAUUUGUUUAAAAUAUCUAAGAGAAAUAUAAGGUACUUUUUAACAGUGAAUUAGUAAAUCCUGGCAUAUUACGUAUUUCUAAGCUGAUUUCUCAUUUUUCCAGGGGUGCCUCUCUUCUGAGUAACAUUUUUAUGAAAAUGGAUUACAAAAUUGAGUGGAGUAUUUUAAAAUGUAUCAUACUGCAUUUAUUACAUUCUUAAAAUGUUGAUGGAGGCUUUUCUAUUUAAUGUGAUUAUAAUGGUACUAUUAUUCUGGUCACUAUCCUAUUUUGAUUUUAUUUAUUUUAAUUUUUUUUAAGUUGAAAUAAGAAUUAGAUACUUCACUACUGGUUCGAAUCUUUUACGUUUCAUGUUACAUUAAACCUGUUCAUAUGAAUAGUCUUUUGUUAGAA
Molecule: messenger RNA, 1884 nt
Organism: Balaenoptera musculus (blue whale)
Lineage: Eukaryota; Metazoa; Chordata; Mammalia; Artiodactyla; Balaenopteridae
Gene: GNPNAT1
Product: glucosamine-phosphate N-acetyltransferase 1
Exons: 6
Coding region: 253-807 (184 amino acids)
Biological process (GO): UDP-N-acetylglucosamine biosynthetic process
Cellular component (GO): Golgi apparatus; endoplasmic reticulum; endoplasmic reticulum-Golgi intermediate compartment
Molecular function (GO): glucosamine 6-phosphate N-acetyltransferase activity; monosaccharide binding
Source: RefSeq, a predicted model, not a curated record